This is a messenger RNA of Miscanthus lutarioriparius, 849 nucleotides long. The record is from the annotation of a GenBank genome assembly. Lineage: Eukaryota; Viridiplantae; Streptophyta; Magnoliopsida; Poales; Poaceae.
AUGGCGACGGCGGCGCGGCAGAGGGGGACGGUGAAGUGGUUCAACGACACCAAGGGCUUCGGCUUCAUCUCGCCCGAGGACGGCAGCGAGGACCUGUUCGUACACCAGUCGUCGAUCAAGUCGGAGGGCUUCCGCUCCCUCGCCGAGGGCGAGGAGGUGGAGUUCUCCGUCUCGGAGGGCGACGACGGCCGCACCAAGGCCGUCGACGUGACCGGCCCCGACGGAUCCUACGUCAAGGGCGGGAGCGGCGGAGGCGGAGGCGGAGGCGGCGGGGGAGGCUACGGCUCCCGCGGCGGGGGUGGAUCUGGCGGCGGCGGCCGCAGCUAUGGCGGUAGCUGGGGCGGCGGCCGGAGAUCCGGCGGUGGAGGCGGCGCCGGCGCCUGCUACAAGUGUGGCGAGCCUGGUCACAUGGCUAGGGACUGCCCCAGCGCCGACGGCGGCGGUGGAGGCUACGGUGGCGGUGGCGGCGGCUACGGAGGUGGCGGAGGCGGCUGCUUCAAGUGCGGCGAGCAAGGCCACAUGGCCAGGGACUGCCCCAGCGGCGGAGGUGGCUACGGCGGCGGCGGUGGCGGCUACGGUGGUGGUGGCGGCGGUGGCGGCUACGGUGGUGGCGGCGGCGGCGCCUGCUACAACUGCGGCCAGACCGGCCACAUGGCCAGGGACUGCCCCAGCGGCGGCGGAGGAGGAGGAGGUUCGGCGGCGGCGGCGGCGGUGGCGGCGGCGGCGGCGACCGCUCCUGCUACAACUGCGGCGAGGCCGGCCACAUCGCCCGCGACUGCCCCACGUGAGGUGGGUCCCGGUCCCGUCCGGCCAGAUCAGAUCGGAUCGCUCCACCAACUGCUGGUCUGA